Messenger RNA from Paramecium pentaurelia, 468 nucleotides. Lineage: Eukaryota; Ciliophora; Oligohymenophorea; Peniculida; Parameciidae. The record is from the annotation of a GenBank genome assembly.
AUGAAAACAGAAUGCUUAUACAGUUCUAAUCACAAUUCUUUGAUGAAAAAUCAAUUACUUAAAAAAAGAAGACAAACUUUUACAUAAUAUACCACAUCUUCUGAAACAAAGGAAGAAUUUUUAAACAGAUAAAAAGAUUAUGAUAAAUUAUAUAAAUACUCCUACAAUGUUGAAUAGAUCCCAAAAAAUAUCAAGUAGAAACACCAUUCUAAUGGUGCCAAUGAAAUUACAUAAUAAAUAAUUGAAAAAAGGGAAAAUUAUGGGAAAUAUUUCCUUUAUAAAGACCAUCAAUUAGAGCAUUAAUAAAGAUCAAUUGAAAUUAUAGCUGAACUUUUAAGGAAAUAGAAGAAACUUAUAACCGAUAAAUAAAUUCCAAUAGAAAAUAAGGGAAAAUAAUAUAAUUUGAUAAUGAUCCUAGUGAUUGUCUUUCCUAUUCUAUGCAUUUUGACUGUUAUGGCUGAGCUUUGA